Sphaerodactylus townsendi is the source of this 1508-nucleotide messenger RNA. RefSeq names its product transmembrane protein 17 (gene TMEM17). NCBI's taxonomy places the organism in Eukaryota, Metazoa, Chordata, Lepidosauria, Squamata, Sphaerodactylidae. The coding region runs from base 74 to 880 and encodes 268 amino acids. The record is from RefSeq and is a predicted model, not a curated record. Gene Ontology annotation, biological process: non-motile cilium assembly. Gene Ontology annotation, cellular component: ciliary transition zone. The transcript is spliced from 5 exons.
GAGAAUCUGAGUCGUGCCUCGUUACCAUAGCAACGAGCGGAGGUUUCCCGCGGCCGAGCGGGCUGCUUUAGCCAUGGCUCUGCCGGAGCCUGUUCGGAGGCGGCUGAGCUCCUUCAGUCGGACAGUCUUUACAGACAACAACCGCACCGGCCCUGAGAGCGGAAGCGACGACAUUGGUCCAGAUGUCCCUCUAUUUCAACCUCUGUUUUUUCCCAUUUUGGUGGGUGAGCAGCGUGGUCAUGCUACAGCUGAAGUACCCAGUCUUACCGGAUUACUACAAAUUCAUCCUGGUGACGAUCAUGAUAAUAACUACUCUGAUAGAGGUUAUCCGUCUGUACCUGGGAUACACGGGCAAUUUACAGGAGAAGUGAAACAGAGAACGACAUGCGGCCAAGACGUCUGCCUGGAAAGUCUGGUCAUGACACUUCACUCCCUUGGCAGGACUCUCUGGAGAGCAGUAACAAGGACAACCACAAGACAACAGUGCCCAAGCUCUUUCUGUGGACAAGAGAAGAUGGAGAAAAAGGUCCCUGAACUGGCCGGCUUUUGGCUACUGAGCCUCUUUUUGCAACUUCCCUUAAUCCUGUUCCUGCUUUUAAACGAAGGUCUGGAGAUCCAACCGCUGGAGCGAGCCAUCCACAUCGUCUUCCUGGCCUUCCUGGUUUUCCAGGUCGCGGUCGCCUUCCUCGCGCUCAAAAAAAUGGUGAACCAGCUGGCCACUCGUUUCCGCCUUCGCGAAUUCGACCGCCUGGACAACCCUCUCCCCUCCGAUCCUCAGGGUGGGCUGAAAACGAGAGCAGAAACUCUGUGGGGGGUGGGAUCCCCCGCGGAAGGAAUUUGUUCUACCAGCAUAGGGUGGAGGUCUGCUCUUAGAUCAUGACGGCCUUGUGGAGCCAUCAGCUGUUGAGAAAUGCUUCCUGUUGCCUCAAUAAUUGAUGUUCCUUUGGAAAUUGCCUUGGGAUAGUGUCAAGCCCACGCCUGACUGUUGGGGCAUUUGCAAGGGGAACUGUGUAGCUUUCUUCUCUGCAGGUGCCCGGUUAUCACACUCUCCUUUGCCUGCGGCCUCGGAAGCCCGGAAGAGCCGCUCUUAUCAUGAGUGAAAUGUUCCCAGCGCUGUAGUUCUUUGUAGUGGGAAUAGAGUAAACCGUUUGGCUACAAGGGGGUGGGGAGCUCUGGGGGGAUAUAGGGUAGUAGUUUGCGCGGGAUCUUCAGAAUCGUCUUUAUGUCAGACCCCGGGUCCGAAACAGUGGCGUAAUGUCCAUUGGGCACUGUGGGCAGCUGCCCAGGGCUCAGGGAUUUUGAAGGCAUGCUCCUGCGUUUUUAUUUUUUUUGGUGUUUUUUCACAUUUUGGCCUGCAGGGGGAGCAUUUUUGGAGAUAUUGGCACCAAGCUAUCACAGUAUCAUGAGGAGACUGUCCUGAUGAUGCCUCCCAAGUUUGGUGCAGUUUGGUUCAGGGGGUCCAAAGUUAUGGACCCCCAAACAGGUUGCCCCUGUCCCCCAAUGUUUCC